This is a messenger RNA of Ambispora leptoticha, 2025 nucleotides long. The record is from the annotation of a GenBank genome assembly. Lineage: Eukaryota; Fungi; Glomeromycota; Glomeromycetes; Archaeosporales; Ambisporaceae.
AUGUCUUUGACACGUCUUCACCCGAACAUUUGGCGGAUUACUCCCAAACACAAUAAGUACGGAGCUAAUAAUAAUAUUACUACCCUUUUUCACUUAAACUCUUACAAGUCUCGUUCGUUUGCAAAUUUGAUCACCUUCUACCAUUGUCACCAUUCAUUGCUAAAAGGUUUAAAGCACUCGAAAUCAAAAUCAUCGCUAUCAAAGUUUCCAAUUUCACAAUCUAUCUUACCUCAAAAUCACUCUUACACCACAUCCUCAAAAUCAAAUAAUCAAAUAAACUCCACAACUCUUGGAUCCCGGAAAGAUAUUGAACACGUAACGGCAGCUUCAGUGUAUACACACGAUAUCCCUUUGACCUCUGAAAUCCCCUUAAACAACGAUGUUCCAUUGGCCACUGAUAUAAAUGUAUCAAUAAAUGCUGAAAAGCAAAAAGCUAGUUCCAGUAAUAACGCGGAUACAGAGCAUCAUGCUGUUGUUUCUACUUUUGAUUUAUUUUCAAUUGGCAUUGGCCCUUCUUCAAGUCAUACAGUGGGUCCAAUGCGUGCUGCAAAGAUAUUUAUUAAUGAUCUGAAAUCGCAUAGGGUUCUUGAAAAGAUCCAUUCUCUACGAAUAGAUCUAUUUGGAUCACUUGCACUGACCGGAAAAGGUCACGGCACGCCAAACGCUAUUCUGAUGGGCAUGGAAGGUGAAACGCCGGAAAACGUUGAAACAUCCACCAUAUCAUCGAGAGUAGAGUCAAUCUACAACAAUGGCAUUCUUAAUCUUGACGGAUCGCAUCCAAUCCAAUUCGAGCAAAAACAUUUAGUCUUUCAUUACUUCAAGUCGUUACCUCAGCAUCCAAAUGGUAUGCGUUUUUGUGCAUUCGAUAAAUAUGGCGAUCUGAUUGCAACCAACGAAUUCUUUUCCAUAGGCGGCGGAUUUGUAGUCAACGAAGCGACACAAAUCCAACAUGGCGAAAACCUCUUCUACAAAAGCUACAACAAGAAUGCGAUUUCCAAAACGCGUACACAGCAAGAUAUGGCCGUCACCACGGCUGCACUACCAUUUAGGGACGCCGGAGAACUGUUAAGUGUGUGUAGACGCGAAAAUUUGACCAUUGCUCAGGUAGUAUACGAGAACGAGUUACGAUGGCGAAGUAAAGAGGAGAUUUCGAAAAAAGUCGCGGAAAUCUGGGAUACGAUGAACAAAAGUAUUGAGAAUGGGUGUUUUAGUGAUGAAGAGUAUUUGCCGGGUAAACUUCGAGUGAAGAGACGAGCGCCGGGAUUGUAUGAGAAAUUGUUGAGAGGAUUGUAUUCAUCGCCGGCGGCAGCUUCUAGGCGUGGUUAUCGUAACGAUAUUACUAUAAAUCCGGGAGAUGACCAGAUUACGCUUCUGUCAACAUCUGCAAUUUUGCCACAUCCGCUUCCGAAACGACAACCGAAACGAUCGACGUUGUCUGCGUUGGAAUAUCUCUCUGUUUACGCUAUUUCGGUAAACGAAGAGAACGCAGCAGGUGGCAGAGUAGUUACAGCACCAACAAAUGGAGCUGCAGGAGUAAUCCCGGCUGUGCUAAAAUACUAUUUAGAAUUCAUUUCCACGGAUCCGGAACAUGAUGUGAUGGAAUUCCUCUUCACCAGUGCUGCUAUCGGGAUGCUAUAUAAACGAGGUGCAUCUAUCAGUGCGGCUGAGAUGGGAUGUCAGGGCGAAGUCGGCGUUGCUUGCAGUAUGAGUGCAGCGGCAUUCACCGCAGUGAUGGGUGGUACUCCUGAACAAGUUGAGAAUGCCGCGGAAAUAGGUAUGGAACAUAAUUUAGGAUUAACAUGUGACCCGAUCGAUGGUCUUGUUCAAAUUCCGUGCAUUGAGAGAAAUGCAUUAGGCGCUGUGAAGGCUGUAGCUGCAGCACAACUAGCUCUAAACGGUGACGGAUAUCAUCGCGUGACGCUCGACCAAGUUAUCGAGACAAUGCGUCAAACCGGGAUUGAUAUGCAGAGUAAAUAUAAAGAGACAAGUCAAGGUGGAUUGGCUGUUAAUGUGCCGGUGUGCUGA